This is a messenger RNA of Oreochromis aureus, 4601 nucleotides long. RefSeq names its product solute carrier family 22 member 17 (gene slc22a17). Bases 679 to 2421 code for a protein of 580 amino acids. The record is from RefSeq and is a predicted model, not a curated record. The transcript is spliced from 10 exons. Gene Ontology annotation, biological process: transmembrane transport. Lineage: Eukaryota; Metazoa; Chordata; Actinopteri; Cichliformes; Cichlidae. Gene Ontology annotation, cellular component: membrane. Gene Ontology annotation, molecular function: transmembrane transporter activity.
GGGAGGGGGGCUGUCGCUCUGGCGAUGUUUGCCGAUUCUUCCCGAAGUGAGAGUCGCCGCUGGCGGAGCUACUGCCCUUUAAAACAGACACGGCUCUCCGCAGUUUUCCACCCGGUCUUUGUCCUUCGCUCCACUUCCUGCCGACGCCUGCCCCUUUAAGGUGAUGCCGGGCACAGUUGUGCGUUAUUGUUGAAUUAUUCUGUGUCAUGUCGGGAGGAAUAAACUUGGACUAAACAACACCGUUACACAGCAACCGACGGUGGGAGUGAAGGAGCAAGCGGAGCAUCACCCCCUCCUCCGGUGGCAUCAUCACAUGCUCACACGGCGGAGGGACGUUGGCUGUGUUUAGGGACUAACGGAGAGUCCGGUGUCCUUGCCUGUGUCAAAGGCAAACGAUUGUGUUCAUCCAAGCCUUGCGGUACUUCUCCGGGACAGACAUGUCUGUUUGUGUGGCAGACAGAGCGGAGGAGACGGUGUGAACGCGGUGAAACUCCUCCGCUGUCCUCCUCUCUCAAGCCCGCGAUGUUUGGGAUGUUUCAGAGAGACGACGGGCGGCAGGAUUUUGGCUCACAGUUAGCGUCGCUUUAAAGGUUUUACCGCAGCUCUACUCUUCUGCCCGGGGACCAGCUUGCUCACCGUCCUCCCUCCUGGUCCUCUGCCUUCAGUACUCCAGCGGCAAUGACAUCCCCGGACUCCCCACCGAUGGUUUCUCCAUCUCCUUGCCCGGCUCCCCCUCCGUCCCUCCCCUCCUCCCCCGUGCCCUCUUCCCCAGCGCCAUCCUCCUCCUCGAUCCCCGCGCCACCCUCGCUGCCCCCCACCGGUGAAGUGAUGGUGCUGGCUCUGGGCCGGAAGAAGCAGAGAGUGCUGAUUGCGCUCUCCAUCCUGCCCAACCUCUUCCUGGCCUUCCUGCUCUCUUCGGACCCUCUCAUCACCCUCCCCCCUCACCACCACUGCCACCUGCCGGGCCCCUUGCUAUCGCCUGAAGUGCUGAACGCCUCAGUACCUUGGGAGAAGGGGCGACGGCCCGGGGACAGCGGGGGCCCGUCCCAGUGUAAGCAGUAUACCAAUAGCAGCCAGUCUGCUGUGGUGGACUGCGAGAAUGGAUGGGACUACAACGUCACAGAGGGGCUGAAGAACAACAUCGUCACUGAGUGGGAUCUGGUGUGUGGUCAGUACUGGCUGGUCCCAGUGGAGGAGGUGUGUUUCAUCCUGGGUGUCCUGACUGGCUGUCUCAGCUUGGGCUACGCCGCUGACAGGCUGGGCAGGUCCAAGACCCUCCUGACCUCUCUGACCCUCUCGGUGGUGUUCGGGGUGCUCGUGUGCGUCUCCCCGUACCCUUCUGUCUUCAUCGUCAUGCGUUUCUGUCUGGCGGCGGCCAGUGCGGGAGUCUAUCUUACUCUGUAUAUCACCCGUCUGGAGCUGUGUGAGCCGUCUCUCAGGCUGAUGGCCACCACGCUGGCUGGCCUGACGACUGUAGCCGGGGAGCUGCUGCUGCUGGCCGUGGCCCUCGGGUGCCAGUCCUGGAGGGGCCUGCUGGGAGCUGGGUCCGCCCCACUAACACUCUUUCUCAGCUACGGAGUUCCUGGGGUGUUUCCAGAAUCUCCUCGCUGGCUCCUUCUGUCGGAGCGAUCUUCAGACAUGAACGCGUUCAGCGAGAGAAGGAACUCCAACAGAGACGUGAGGGACGAUGAAAGCUUCACAGAGCUGGAUUCAGAGCCAGCCCCCUCCUCAAAGCCCCACCUGUCCUUCCCUGAGCUCUUCCACAGCAGGAACAUCUGGAAGAACAUGUGCGUGCUCGGCUUCACCUCAUUCAUCUCUCACGGCAUUAGUCACUGUUACAGCUCUUUCCGAGGUGACGUCAGGGGCACCGCCCCCAGCUUCUAUUGGACGUACCUGCUCUCUGUGUGUGCAGGCGGUGGGGCCUGGCUGUUGCUUUGGACGAUUGUAGACAGGUGUGGUCGCCGCGGCAUCCUCCUUCUCUCCAUGACGAUGACGGGGCUGGCCUCUUUGAUCCUCCUGGGACUCAUGGAGUAUCUCAGUGAGACGGCCAUCACGAUUUUCUCAGUGCUGGGUCUCUUCUCUUCCCAAGCCACCGCCUCCCUCUGCAUCCUCUUCACUGCAGAGGUCAUGCCUACCAUCAUCAGAGGGAGCGGUGUAGGAGCUGUGCUCGCUCUGGGCUGCGUGGGCCGUCUCAGCUCCCCUCUCAUGGACCUGCGAAACCACUACGGCUACUUCCUGCACCACGUCGUCUACUCCUCUCUGGCUCUGCUGGCCGUGCUGUCCAUCCUGCUGCUGCCCGAGAGCAAGAGGAAGCCGCUGCCCCAGACGCUGGCCGACGGUGAGCAGUACAGACGCCCCCCGCUGGGCAGGAGGAGACGGGACAAUGUGCCACUGCUGGCGACCCCCAACCCAGAGACCUAAAAUACACAGAGAGACGGACUCCGUUAACACCACUCACUUUUACAGCCAGGACAUUUUUCAUCCAUCAUCCUUCAUGUUCAUGUAGAGGACAGACAAAGCAAUAUAAAGACCUAAUAGGUAACCCAGAGCGACGGAGAGAAAAGGGCUGCAACAGAUCAUCACCGAUCAGCAUCCACGACACUGAUGACAGCGAUCAGACUUUCAGCUUUUUAACAUAUCAUCGCUACAGACGUUAGCGAUUGGGUGGAGUUGCCGUCAUCUUUGUGUUUCUCUUGUUCCUGCCGUUCAGAUGUGCGUUAAUGUCCUUGUGAAGACACACAAUCUUCACACGCAUCUCCAUCUCUUCCUGGCCAGACGGCGGCUCUCGCCCCCGCCGCGUGAGACACACCAGCACCCACUGCUGCACGCCAUCCUCCAUCCUGAGUGUGUCCAUCACAGAGAUGCUAGCUGCUUAGCAUAUGUGACUUUAAGAGUAGUCUCUGGUUAUUGCUAGCAUUAGUUUUAACCUGGAAUCAUGUGUUUGUUUUCUUUUUUUUGCGUGUGUUUGCUGCGUAUGACGACACAAGUGCUCAGAGCUGUACAAAAGUCAGUUUUGUACCAUUUUCUGUGACCUUUGUCAUAAAACUCUAAACCGUCUAGCUCUGCGAGCGGAGGAGGAACCACAGUUCUCAGACAUGUAUGAUGAUGAUGUAACACUUGACAGGAUUGUCGGGGUUAAACGCCUUGUAAAUACUCUAGAGUUAGUUUCUUUAACUUCCUGGGGCAUCUGAGUUUUGUUAAAGCAGACCCUGUGGCUGGAUCCUUACAGUACAGUAUGCUAUGCAGUGGGGAAAAGCACUUUGAAUCUUUUUAAUUUCUUUCUUUUUUUUUUUUUUAAAUAAUGUUGAAUCAUUUGAUUGAAGUCUUCAAAAUCAAGGGAAGAACAAGUCAUCUAUUAUAAGUAUUUGGAACAAAGGCUAAAACUUCUCUGAGCAGAGAACAAAUGGUGGAAAUCCACUCACUGACUCUGGCCUGGAGCCAGCGGUAUUUAUAUGUCUGUUUAUAUUUAUGUUGUUCUUAAGCUUAAUUAGUAAAUUAUCCAGAAGCACUAAGCUAAAUUGGGUUGACAUGGAAUGAACUUUCCAUUCUCUGGCGUCAUUAUUCAAUAACAGUGAAGCUGUUGACCGUCACAACAUUCCUAUCUGCAUGUCUGAAAUCACUGAAGGGCUUUUUUUUUGUAUGUCCUCAGAAGCUAAUAGUUAGUCAAUACCUCUCUAGAUGACCAGCCUCAGCUGUAAGAGAACAGACGGGUACCACAAACUCUAGUAGAACUUUUUAAACGGUGACGUGCUUUAAACAGGCACACUUAUUUUUUCUGAAGCUGAACGUGGAGUUAUGGAGGUCGUCUGUUAUUUUUAAAUGAAUGUUUAUUCAUGCUGGAGAAAGGGCCCGAUGAUUACACUCCACUGGAUUUGAAUGGGAGUUGCAGAGGGCCUCAGAGCUCCAAAUUAACCCCUGACUCCUCCUCCUCCUCAAGCACGCUCCUGGGAGGUUUUCAGUCUCUAGUAUGCUGGCUGAAGCCGUAUCACGUAUGGCACAAAUUCAAACUGUGUGUGUAUGAGUGUAUUUUCCCCCCUCAAGUUUACACCUGUGUGUAUCUGUGUGUGUGUGUGUGUGUGUGUGUGAUUUUAAACAGGACGGGGGGUUUGGUUAAUUUGAACUCUGACACUGAGCACUAAUUAUGAAGGACGCACACCUUAGCUGACGGUCUCUUUCCCCGUCAGCCUUUGGUACAUCUUUUUUCUUUUCCUGUGUACGUUGCACUCAAAUCCUAACACUUAUACACUGAUAAUUAUUAUCACUAUGAUUAACUUGGCUCGAAUAAUGUUAUGUCUGACAACAUUGAUGAUGUGUUCAAUGAUGAGUGUGAUGCAGUUAACUAUAGCCUGAUUUCAUGUUAAAUAAAACUGAUCACAAAAAGUAAGAUUCGGACAACCUUGAUUUAUACACUUCAUUUGGAGAAUCACUGUGGAAGUUUCUUCCUGUCUGUUCUUCUUUGUUUGUUCUGCAGGAAUUUUAGCAUCUCCUUUUUCAUGCAUGUUGUCUUCGUUGUCCUGUUCUCCAUGAUGUUUUAGAGGUCAUGUAACUCUGGGUUUAGUUGGCCUAGAAGUUUCUUGUGGAUUUUAAAGUCAUAUUAUUCA